This is a messenger RNA of Rhopalosiphum maidis (corn leaf aphid), 1964 nucleotides long. It is a transcript of the gene capt, whose product is annotated as adenylyl cyclase-associated protein 1. Gene Ontology annotation, molecular function: adenylate cyclase binding; actin binding. Bases 309 to 1565 code for a protein of 418 amino acids. The record is from RefSeq and is a predicted model, not a curated record. Gene Ontology annotation, biological process: cell morphogenesis; cytoskeleton organization; regulation of adenylate cyclase activity. Lineage: Eukaryota; Metazoa; Arthropoda; Insecta; Hemiptera; Aphididae. The transcript is spliced from 6 exons. Gene Ontology annotation, cellular component: cytoplasm.
CGUAGCAACUCUAGCUGCAGCACCAAGCUCUUCGGCCUCGCUCUUCGCAGUCAAUACUUUCAAUAAUAAUAAUAAUAAUAUUCUCGCUUUUGUGGAUUACAUUUUCGUUUAGUUUUUUGCCUUAUUAGUAUUUCAUUUUCCCUCUCUUGUCGUGCGAUCCCCGGGGAUCAGCCAUUGGACGUCGACUAGCUACUCGCCAGUCCAUUGAUCGUCGAUCGACGACGAUCGUCCUAUGUGAAGCCGGUCGGUUCUGCAUCAUCGAUAUUAUCAUAUUAUUAUAGUCAUUGUCCAGUGUUUGAUCUUUCAUCAUGAGUGUACAAGGAUUUGAGGAUCUAAUUCUUGGUCCUUUGACCACUUUUGUCCAAUUAUCCAAUCAAAUUGGCGGUGAUGUAGCCACUCAGGCUGCACUUGUCCUUAGUGCUUUUCAAGCUGAGUUUCAAUUCAUCAAAUAUGCCAGUGAACAUAGUGCACCAAGUGAAAAUGAAAAACAAAAGCUAUUACUUCCUACCAGUACAAAAAUCCAAGAGAUCCAAACACUAAGAGAGAAAAAUCGUGGGUCUCCAUUUUUCAAUCAUCUCAGUGCCAUCAGUGAAAGUAUACCUGCAUUAGGUUGGGUUGCUGUGUCUCCUACUCCUGCUCCUUAUGUUAAAGAAAGCAAUGAUACUGGUCAAUUUUACACAAACCGCGUGCUUAAAGAAUGGAAAGAAAAGAACAAAACUCAUGUUGAAUGGGCUAGAACUUGGGUUCAACUUUUAGUUGAUCUUCAAGCCUAUGUCAAACAACACCAUACAACUGGAUUGGUUUGGGCAAAAGCUGGAACAAAACCAUCCGGAGGUCCCCCACCACCACCACCACCAUGUGGAUUACCGCCAAUGGAUGAUUUAUGUUUAGCUCCUGCUGAUCCAGAUGCUACUAAUCGUAAUGCUUUAUUUGCAGAAAUUAAUCGUGGUGCUGAUAUCACUAAAGGCUUGAAAAAAGUAUCUUCUGAUAUGCAAACCCAUAAAAAUCCUAGCAUGAGAGUUAGUGGACCGGCCCCUGCUGUAAUUGGCAGUUCAUCAAGUGUGUCAGCGCCUAAACCAGCUGUUGAAAAACCUCCAGUGUUUGCUCGUGAUGGUAAAAAGUGGCUCAUCGAAAACCAAAAGAACAAUACUAAUCUUGUAGUUGAUGGUGCUGAAAUGAAUAAUGUGGUGUACAUAUUUAAAUGUGUAAAUUCCACGAUCACAGUAAAGAACAAAAUCAAUUCAAUUGUCAUGGAUUCUUGUAAAAAAUCAUCUAUCGUAUUUGAUUCAUUAGUCUCAUCUGCUGAAUUUAUUAAUUGUCAGUCAGUUCAAAUGCAGGUGUUAGGUAAAGUGCCAACUAUUACAAUCGAUAAAACGGAUGGCUGCCAAAUGUAUUUAAGCAAGGAUUCCUUGAAUACUGAAAUUGUUACAUCUAAAUCAUCCGAAUUGAAUGUAAUGGUUCCCAAGCCAGAUGGAGAUUAUUCUGAGUAUCCAAUACCUGAACAAUUUAAGACAACAAUUGGACCAAAAGGUCUUAAUACUAUUAUUAUUGAAGCUUCUGGGUAAAUUUUAAACAUAUAGGUACUCACUUGUUGAGUUCAACUUAUAAUCUUAAAUUUAUUCAGCAUUUAUUUAUAUAGAAUUAGGAGUGAAAAAGUAAUAUUAUUAUUUAUUUUAAUGUAAAUGUUCUAAAUUAAAAAUUAAUUUCAUUAUUCAAUGUUUCAAUUUAUACAAUUAAUAUUGAGUAAAAUUAGAUUUUUCUAUUAUUGCUAACUGUAUUAAAUAUAUGAAGUAAUGAGUGAGUAAUAAAUGUGUAUGGUCCAAAAUAGCCCUAGAAAUAUUUGAUUUAUAUAUUUUAAAGUUUAAACCAUAUAAUUUAUAUCUUGCUCAUCACUAUACAUAAUGCUCAUAUUUUUUACAUUAAUAUAAACCCGUUUUUACAAAACAUUAAUGAAUUUAUAAAUA